Molecule: messenger RNA, 2603 nt
Organism: Phragmites australis (common reed)
Lineage: Eukaryota; Viridiplantae; Streptophyta; Magnoliopsida; Poales; Poaceae
Product: protein DETOXIFICATION 12-like
Exons: 7
Coding region: 1025-2218 (397 amino acids)
Biological process (GO): xenobiotic detoxification by transmembrane export across the plasma membrane
Cellular component (GO): membrane
Molecular function (GO): xenobiotic transmembrane transporter activity; antiporter activity
Source: RefSeq, a predicted model, not a curated record
ACACGCCCCUAUCCCCUUUCUGGCUUUAUCUACCCUGUCUUUUUUGCCCGUUCGUUACCUUUCAUUUGCUUGCAUGUUCUGCGCUGUUCCUGUCUCUUUGCAUGCUUUCUUGGUCGCAAAUGGCGCUAUUUCUUGGGGUGCGUUUGCAUGAUGUGCAGUUAUCGAUUUUGGUCGUCGAGUUCGAUUUGGGCAUGAUCGAUCAUCCUGUCCUGUCGUCUGUGUUCAUGUUCUUGGUUCCUUGAGAUCGUUGCUCAAUGAUUUUUUUUUGGGUGGGUGGGUGGGGGUUGUUCCAGGGUAAUCUUGAGAUGCAAACAAGAAAACGAAAGGAUUCACGGGUUCUUUAUGUAUAGGUUAUGUAUCGUGCAGUUGGGUGAUCAUGUGACUUUGGAUUCUUGUUUAGAACUGAACAUUAUGAUACUCAACUAGUGGAUGCCUUCUGAAUGGUUCUAACUUCUAAGAUAUUUCGAGGUCAAACUAAUCCGCUAGCGACAGGAACGUUUCAGGAAAACUGGAAAAGUAUGCAACUCAUAUCAAGUGGUUGUACUAUUCAAUGUUGAGGAAUCGACGAAUUGUUGCAAAAGGAUCUCUUUCGUAGUGGACUUGCACAGUUUCAUCAGCAUAAGUUGCCCACCACCAGGGAGUUCAAUUUCAUUUUAUAAUUUUUUUCAUUCACCGGUGAAAAGAGUAAAAUUUGUGAAAUUUUGGCCAUUUUUCGUCUUCUGCUUUGUGGAUCCCACAUGUCAAUUAAAGAAAAUUUUAAAAUUGGAUAUUUUGUUCCCCUCUGAAAUUCUUGAAACUUGCAAAAUUUUGGCGAAAUUUUAAUCCUUACCCACCACAACGUAAAGUAUGUUUUCUUGGUAGAAAUGUUAUGAUAGUUACAAGCACUUUUCAAUAUUGGAUAGUUUGGGAUAUCUCACAUAAAUUGUGGUAGGACCGGACUAUGCGACAUUGGAUUUUUGUUCAAGCUGUCAAUGUCCUCGAACAUGUUUAGUCAAGGUCAAAGAAGAAAUUGACAAGGAUUGGAAUGGCAAGUGCAUUGGAGACUCUAUGUGGCCAAGCUUAUGGGGCAAAACAAUACCAUAAACUAGGGGUAUACACUUACAGAGCAGUAGUCACCCUCCUAGUGGUCUGCAUCCCACUCUCACUUCUCUGGGUGUUCAUGGACAAAAUCCUGGUCCUCAUAGGGCAGGACCCCCUGAUUUCCCAGGGAGCCGGGAGGUACAUGGUCUGGCUGAUACCGGGUCUCUUUGCGAACGCGGUGAUCCAGCCAAUCACCAAGUUCCUGCAGACCCAGAGCCUGACAUUCGCCCUGCUGCUGUCAUCCGUCGCAACUCUGGCAAUCCACAUCCCUCUGUGCUAUGUGAUGGUGUUCAAGACUGGACUUGGAUAUACCGGAGCUGCAUUGUCGAUAAGCAUAUCUUACUGGCUGAAUGUGUGUAUGCUAGUGGCAUACAUCGCAUUAUCGAGUUCUUGUAAGGAAACACGCACGCCUCCUACAAUCGAGGCCUUCAAGGGGGUGGAUGUGUUCCUUCGUCUAGCUUUGCCCUCUGCACUGAUGAUAUGUCUUGAAUGGUGGUCAUUUGAGCUCCUAAUUCUCAUGUCAGGGCUUCUACCUAACCCAGAGCUUCAAACCUCAGUGCUUUCAAUCUGUCUAACAAGUAUAACAGCAUUAUACACUAUACCUUUUGGACUCGGAGCUGCUGGAAGCACACGAGUGGCAAAUGAACUGGGAUCUGGGAACCCCGUAGGAGCUCGAUCAGCGGUCCGCGUUGUGAUGUCCAUGGCGGUGAUGGAUGCGGUUAUCGUGAGCGGAAGUCUUUUGGCGUCACGGCACCUCGUGGGCCGUGCGUACAGCAGCGAGGAGGAGGUCAUCUCUUUCGUCGCAAGCAUGGUUCCUUGGGUUUGCAUCACUGUGGUCACUGAUGCUCUACAAGGAGUCCUGUCAGGCAUUGCACGAGGAUGCGGAUGGCAGCACCUGGGCGCGUACGUGAACCUCGGCUCGUUCUACCUGCUCGGGAUCCCAAUGGCGAUCCUCCUCGGCUUCGUGCUACGCAUGGGAGGGAGAGGGCUCUGGAUGGGCGUCGUCUGCGGCUCCCUAACGCAGACCGCGCUCAUGUCCGCCAUCACGUUUUUCACCGACUGGCCGAAGAUGGCAGAGAAGGCUAGAGAGAGGGUGUUCAACGAGAAGCCACCGGAGUCGGCAUGUCUUCUGGAAUAGCCAUAGCUCCGCUCUGAUUUUGCAGGGGAGGCAUGACGCAUCUGUUCUGCGGAAUGCUAUGCCAGUCUCUGCCGAGUUCAUUGUCAUGGCUCGAGUUUCUCCUAGUUCUGCUCACCAAAUCAAUCAGGGGUUCUCGCUUUGACCUUCCCACGACUGAUUUUUUUUGGGGUACCAUCUAGGCUAGACAGGAUAACGAAUCAACAAGCGGAUGUGUAUAAUAGCAGCUAGAAACUCUAGUCCACGCUGUUUGAUGAUCCACUUCUCCGAUGGAAGUGCUGGCCUUUGACGUGCUCUAGUUCCUUUUUUUUUUUUUUUUGAGAGGCCGUGCUCUAGUUCCUUAUCACACCACAUUUGUUGGAAUAAAAAUUGGCAAGAAGAAGCCCAA